Molecule: messenger RNA, 1855 nt
Organism: Bufo bufo (common toad)
Lineage: Eukaryota; Metazoa; Chordata; Amphibia; Anura; Bufonidae
Gene: DNAJB14
Product: DnaJ heat shock protein family (Hsp40) member B14
Exons: 8
Coding region: 46-1173 (375 amino acids)
Biological process (GO): cellular response to misfolded protein
Cellular component (GO): endoplasmic reticulum membrane
Molecular function (GO): Hsp70 protein binding
Source: RefSeq, a predicted model, not a curated record
CCGACUGACCUACCGGGGCCGGAGGAGGAGAGGAGCCCCGGGACCAUGGAGAGUAACAAGGACGAGGCUGACCGCUGCCUGCAGAUCGGGAAGGCGGCGCUGCUGGAUGGGGACUGGGGGAAAGCCCGCAAAUUUCUCAGAAAAGCGGAGCGACUGUACCCGAGCAGCGGAGCCCGAGAACUUCUGGAGAAGCUUGAAAAGCAAGAUGGAGCGACGGGAAAUGGACCAAAAUGUGCAAAGAUGUCGAAUGGGGUGGAGCCGAAUAAAACCAGCGCAGAGAAAGACGGUGCCACUGGGGAUAGCAUCAAAAGUUUUACCAAGGAACAGUUGGAAGGUGUAAAAAGGAUAAAGAGCUGCAAAACGUAUUAUGAGGCGCUGGGAGUGAGUAAAGAUGCAGGGGAGGAGGACUUGAAGAAAGCUUAUCGGAAGCUUGCACUUAAGUUUCAUCCAGAUAAAAAUCAUGCUCCGGGAGCCACAGAGGCAUUUAAAAAGAUUGGAAAUGCUUAUGCAGUACUAAGCAAUCCAGAGAAACGCAGGCAAUAUGAUAUAACUGGAAGCGAUGACCAAGUCCACAGCAACCACAGAAACGGUGGAUUUGACUAUCACAGGGGCUUUGAAGCAGACAUUACCCCAGAGGAUCUGUUUAACAUGUUCUUUGGAGGAGGUUUCCCUUCAGCAAAUGUCCGGAAGUUUUCCAAUGGACGGACCACAUGUAACCACCACCAACAUCAGCAUCACAGUGCUCACGAACGAGAAGAUGAGAGGGGUGAUGGUGGCUUCUCCAUGCUGAUCCAGCUACUGCCUAUAAUUGUCUUGAUACUUGUGUCUUUGCUUAGCCAGUUAUUGGUCUCCAAUGCACCUUACAGUUUGUAUCCCAGAUCUGGUCAGACCAUAAAGCGUGUGACAGAAAACCUUCACGUUGCUUACUAUGUCAGCAAGGACUUUCAGUCUGAAUACAGCAGGAUGUUACUACAGAAGCUGGAGAAGAACAUUGAAGAGGAUUAUGUGGCUAAUGUCCGGAAUAACUGCUGGAGAGAGAGACAGCAGAAAGCAGAUUUAAUACAUGCAGCAAAGGUUUACCGGGAUAAUAGACUGAAAGUGAAAGCAGAGUCAAUAUCUAUGGAUAAUUGUAAAGAACUGCAGCGGCUGACCUCAAUCUACCGAGGAGGAUGAUGGAUCACAGUGGUCCGCCAAGCAUCCGUACUUUCUUCCCUGUAUAUACGAACUAUACAUUUUAUCAUGAGGAGGGAGUGGGAAGUGACCCGUCCAUCAAGAUAACGUGGCUCAUCUUAUGACUUCCUGACACAACUUGAAGGUCACUCAGUCCAUUAAUUCCUUGUUUUUCUUUUUAGUUCCAUUUACUUGGUAACUAAUUGAAAAGUGUAAAAAAAAAAAAAAGUAUAACGCGCCAUGAGCCUGAUUUUUCCUCCGUUCAUGGGGAUCUUGUAAAUAUGGCACUCCAUUGUCCUGUAUAUAAGAGCUAAUGAAUUUAUAUGUGAAGUAUGGGAUUUGUUUCUUUCAUUUCCAGUAACUAUGAAGAAUCUCCGCACUAAAGACUAUUUUACUUCCAGUGUCAUUUUAACCUUCUAAUAUUAACCAGUAGGAAUAUUUCAAGGGGUCUUUCCUCUGUUAUUACUAGAACAUACUGUGUCUUGCUAUUGCCUCUCCUCAGUAAGAGCUGAGAACAGUUCUUAUUCUCUAUAUAAGAAUAUUUUUUUUAUUGUGAAUCCAUUGUCGGAGUAGGAUUUUUCUUCUAGUCAGUGCACUUUUAGAAAGGACCUGGACAGCCGAGAACCAGCUAAAUAUACAUUCCAUUGCCUAAAUCUUAUUUCACAGAAAUCUGAUUACUACAGCA